GUGGAGAAGGAGAGAGCGCACGGAGAGAGAAGCAGAGCUUAGUGGCGAGGCAGCAGUGCCGCUGAGUGAAGGGACCCCGUGGCUGUUUCCACCGCCGAGCUCUUCUCACAGCUUAACCUGCGCCUUUUCACACGGACUCCGACACCGGGACUAGAGGCUAUACACUCACCCAUCUUUUGGUUUUGGACUCGUUUGAUUAAUCAGCAGACCCUGAGGUGGAGGGGGGGUUCUCAUCGCCCCCGCCGUGGACCGAGGAGUUGUGUGUGUUUAUGUGUUUUACGCGUUGCUUGUAAUGGGGAAAAGUGGACAGAGAAGUGGAAUAGGACACGGGGGUUUCGGCUUGGUGAGGAUGUGCGCCACGCCGGGGAUCCUGCUCCUCCUGCUGCUUGCACACCGAGGAGUCGCCCAAGUGAGAGAUGAUGAUGAUUUCCUGAGUCUGAGCGAGCUCCCAGAAACCUUCCCCUCCGACCCUCCGGAGCCCUUACCUCACUUCCUGUUUGAACCGGAGGAAGGCUACAUCGUCAAAAAUAAACCCGUCAAUCUCUACUGCAAAGCAACACCCGCCACGCAGAUUUAUUUCAAAUGCAACAGCGAAUGGGUCCAUCAGAAGGACCACACCGUCGAGGAGCGAGUGGACGAAAACUCAGGUCUGGUGGUGAGAGAAGCCAGUAUAGAAAUUACACGGCAGCAGGUCGAGGAGCUGUUUGGCCCUGAAGAUUUCUGGUGUCAGUGUGUGGCCUGGAGCUCCGCUGGAACGACCAAAAGCCGAAAGGCACACGUCCGUAUUGCAUACCUGAAGAAGUCAUUUGAACAGGAACCCCUGGGAAAGGAAGUAACUCUGGAGCAGGAAGUCCUGUUGCAGUGUCGCCCUCCGGAGGGCAUACCAGCAGCUGAGGUGGAGUGGUUGAAGAACGAAGAGAUAAUUGACCCGGCAGAGGACAGAAACUUUUACAUCACCAUCGACCACAACCUGAUCAUCAAACAGGCCCGUCUGUCGGACACAGCCAACUACACCUGCGUGGCUAAGAACAUCGUGGCCAAAAGACGAAGCACUACAGCGACGAUUAUUGUUUACGUAAACGGUGGUUGGUCCACGUGGACGGAGUGGUCUGUGUGCAACAGCCGUUGUGGGCGGGGCUUCCAGAAACGAACCCGCAGCUGCACUAACCCCGCCCCUCUGAACGGAGGACUGCCUUGUGAUGGACAGGCCAUUCAGAAACUGGCCUGUACCACACUGUGCACCGUGGACGGUGUGUGGACAGACUGGAGCAAGUGGUCGGCCUGUGGGACAGAGUGUACCCAGUGGAGGAGGAGGGAGUGCAACAACCCAGCACCUAAAAACGGAGGAAAGGACUGUGAUGGGCUGGUUCUCCUGUCUCAGAACUGUACCGAUGGACUCUGUAUGCAAAGUUCAUUGUUUCAGCUGUCCACUGAGACCAAAGCAAAGAGUGAUAUGGGAGUCCCAUCUGCUCCGAGUACAGAUGAUGUAGCGCUCUACGUGGGCAUUGUCAUCGCAGUGAUUAUGUGCCUCGUCAUCUCUGUCAUCGUGGCACUCUUCGUCUACCGCAAGACACACCGUGACUUUGACUCGGACAUCAUCGACACCUCAGCACUAAAUGGAGGCUUCCAGUCUGUGAAUAUCAAAACAGCCAGAUCAGCUGAUCUACUGACGGCUCCUCCUGACUUGACAAAUGCAGCUGCCAUGUAUCGAGGUCCAGUGUACGCUCUCCAUGAUGUCUCGGAUAAAAUCCCAAUGACCAACUCCCCUCUGCUGGAUCCUCUUCCCAACCUAAAGAUCAAAGUGUACAAUUCUUCUGGUCUGGUCACACCACAGGAUGACCUCGGGGGGGACUUCACAUCCAAACUGUCUCCUAAGGUAACUCAGUCUCUGUUGGAUAACAGCGACACCAUGAACCUUCGCAACCAGAGCUUGGCCCGAACACGGGACCCUUCCUGUACCGCUCACGGAUCCUUCAACAACCAGGGAGGACACCUCAUUGUAGCCAACUCUGGUGUGAGUCUGCUGGUUCCAGCGGGGGCUGUUCCUCAGGGGAGGGUCUACGAGAUGUAUGUGACUGUGCACAGGAAGGACAGCUUGAGACCCCCAGUAGAGGACAUCCAGACGGUGCUGAGUCCGGUGGUGAGUUGUGGACCUCCAGGAGCCCUGCUGACCAGACCGAUAAUCCUCACCAUCCACCACUGUGCCGACAACGUCCAGGAAGACUGGCUCAUACAGCUGAGGAACCAACUGGCCAUGGGAGAGUGGGAGGAUGUGGUUAUAGUGGGAGAGGAAAACUUCACCACCCCCUGCUAUGUGCAGAUGGAGUCUGAGGCAUGUCACAUACUCACAGAGACACUGGGGACAUACUGCCUGGUGGGGCAGUCAAUCUGCAAGGCAGCCGCCAAGAGGCUCAAACUGGCUGUUUUUGGACCCGUCUGCUGCACCACUUUGGACUAUCACAUCAGGGUCUAUUGCCUGGAUGACACACAGGAUUCACUCAAGGAGGUUCUUCAGAUGGAGAUCCAGAUGGGAGGGAAGCUUCUGGAUGAACCAAAGACCCUGAACUUUAAAGACAGCACACACAAUCUGAGACUGUCAAUCCACGACGUGCCCCACACACACUGGAAGAGCAAACUCAUCGCAAAGUAUCAGGAGAUCCCGUUCUAUCAGGUGUGGAGCGGCAGUCAGAGAACUCUUCACUGUACCUUCACCCUGGAGAGACUGAGCCCAGCCACCACAGAGAUCAGCUGUAAACUGUGCGUGCGGCAGGUGGAGGGAGAGGGACAGAUCUUUCAGCUCAGCAGCACGUUGGAGGAGGAUCUCCAGUGCAUAGACACGUCCCUGAUGGACCCUGCCAGUAAUAUCACCACCUUAGUGGGACCCAAUGCUUUCCGUAUUCCCUUAUCCAUCAGACAGAAGCUGUGUGGCAGUCUGGAUGCACCGCAGACCAGAGGCAAUGACUGGAGGUUGCUGGCCCACAAACUCAACCUUGACAGGUAUCUGAACUACUUUGCCACCAAGUCCAGUCCCACAGGAGUGAUCCUGGAUCUGUGGGAGGCCCAGCACUUCCCCGAUGGAGACCUAAACGAACUGGCCGCUGUGCUGGAGGAGAUGGGCCGCCAUGACGGCAGCUUCUCCAUGACAACAGAACAUUGAAGGAGCAACGUAAAUACCUUGAGAAUGACAGAACUCUGAAGACGAUUACACGUGAUUCCCCACGGUCGAUGCUGCAGCGAUGGAGAUUGAGCAACAAUGGCUAGAAAUGUUCAACCUGAUGCUGAAGACUGUGUGUAUCUGUGUGUUUAUAUGACCAGCGUUGGAGUGUUGUGUGUGACCGAGGGGUGACAUAACCCAACAAAAAACAAAGUAUAUCAGGAACAAACAAAACAUACACACGCCUGAAAAAAAGAUCUUGUCUGGUGUAACACUAGUUGUUUUCUUGCUGUUACUUUAGUGAAGAAAGAGAAGCGGCAGUGGAGGUACUGACCUUGAAGCCUUUAUCCAUUCUAUAGGAAUGGAACAGAAUCAUAAAUGGAGAGAAGCUAAACUGAUUACAAAAGAGUGGGUGAAGGUAGAGCGAGGAAAACAAGGAGUGAGUCUGAGAGGACACUCUUUAGUUAGAUAAGAGUAAACACAUGGAGAGGCUAAACUGAUUACAAAGGGAGGGAGGACGUUAACAUGAAAUGAUGGCUGCAGGUGAUCUUCUGUACCAACAGGAUGGAGAACAGAUAAUGAGAGGGGAGAUAAAGAAGUGAUCCCUCACCACCUGUGAGCCUUGGCUCUACAUGUUUCGCCGGUACAGUUUGUUGUCUUUAUAUCGUUUCCUAGGGAACGUUUUAUGUAUUCUGCUGUCCAUACAGUAUGUGGAUCAUUUCCCGCUAACAGAAUGUGUUACCAAGUGACUCUCAAUCAAAGGGUCCUCACCAGAAACAAGCCGGGCACUUCAGGGUUCUCCAUCUUUGGCUGACAUAACAAGUUAUACAUUCGGUAUCCAGUGUGAGGCUUUCGUCCAAAGUGCAUGGAGAUAUGACAUCAUCUUAGUAACAGGGAGUCUAGACGACAUAGUCGAAGCAACUUAACUUGUUGUCCACUUGCCUUUUAAACGUAAUGUAUUAUUAAAGGCAAUCCAAAGAUGAUUACAAUCCAGAUGGAUGCAAGUAACAUGGAUGCUUGUUUCAGACUUGUGAAACUGUCUUUCUUUAGGCAUAGUUAAUAUCGCACUUAUGAUAAACAGAUACACAGGGCGAAGAUACAGACUGUAUGAACAGUAUAGUAUUUUAUAAUGUUUGUGUGAAAGAGACAGGUUUCUGUACCUUUUUGAAGGUUUCACUAUGAGCAUGAGAGCUGGAAUGAUCUUCUAGCUACAUGCAUCCCUUAAAUAAAAUCACGCCUUUACUAGUUUUCUAAAGUGUCCCUUUUGCCCCAAAGACGAGUUGUUUGGACGAAGCUGUAGUGCAGAUGCAGACAAGCUGCCGGCUAGGGAAUUCCAGCCAUGGCUACCACAUGUGGUUAACCACAACCUCAGUUGGAGAAGUCUCUCUGAACGACUAUCAGGCUUGUUUCUGGACAGGGUCCAACUCAGAGAAAACUGAGAGGGAGCUAAAAGUGUAUUAAAAUACAAAUAUACAAACUACCAGAGUAGUAAUGGAUUAAAUACAGUUGAUAUCACUCAUUAUCGCUAAAUAUACACAAUAUACUUUUUAUCAAUCAUGUUUUAAUUUACUAAUAUAUAUAUAUAACAUAUAUAUUUCUGUCAUAUUUGCGGCGUCAGUUGUGUUGUCUGCCUUCAGGGUGUUUUGUGAUGAUUUCACUUGUGAGCUGAUCAUGGUCACUAGCACCCUCCAGUGGAUUUGGAAGAAUAACAGCAUUUACAUUUGCGAUUGUCUGAAACGUGUAAAUACAUGAUUAUCAUGUUCAAUCUAAUGACCUUUAUUGCCAUAAUAUUAUUUUGUGUUACUUACAUUAACAUUGUUUUUCAUUUUUUAUGCCAUUUUAUUGUUUUUAUGGGUGUGAACUGUAUGGGGGGAUAACAUCUGUAACAUAUCAGUUAGUUGCCCUUUAUCUAAAAUAAUGUUCUGCAGCAACUAACAUUCCAACUCAUGGUGUUUUUGUUGAAAAAGUUGCAAAUUAGAGCUUAAGAUCAAGAUAUCAACUAAAGGGGAUGACUGUAUGUAAUAUAAAGUGUAAUAUUUUUGUGUUUUGCAUAACAUUGUGAAGCAAGGCUGGCUUUUUAAUGUAUGCAUAUACUUGGGUCAACAGUGUCUGAAGAAAUGGUAAAAAAAAAACAGCCUUAUUUUGAGUGGCUUUUAAGUAGAUUUCUUAUGCCCCUGGGGACACGAACCAUAUGGACCAUGUUAAAGACAACAUGAACAUUCAGUUCAAAGGGAAUACAGGUAAAAUCUAUGAAUCUGAAGUAUGGAGAGACGCCAUAUGAAACUGAACAUCAGGUAUGUAGAGGAGAUACUUAGGAGGAUAUGUUAAAGGAAAGAGGGCAAAGGCUGAGUAAAUAUCAGUACAAAAGGUCAGAUGUUUAUCUUUUUAUGGCGCAUUAUUUUCUGGUCGCUGUCCACACAGGAAGAAACCUUUAGAUAUUGAUUUUACAUGGCGAUUUUUUUUUUUUAAAUAUGCUUGUAAAAAAUAUGACCUUUUGUAUUGUUGUUCAGGCUAGCCCUCAAAAUUGAUGAGUCUUUUAUUUUGGACAGCCUUAUCAUUCAAUUUAGAAACGGUUCAUGGUUAAAUGAUGGCGUGGAUGUUUUGUAUGUUUUCAAAUGUAACUGCCGAUGUCAGAAAACAAAGGGAAGAGUUAUGUUAGUUUUGAGGAUAAAAGUCUAAACAUUAAGUUUCCUUCAGAAGAAAAUAUGCAGACAAAAGUCAUGACAGUAUCUCUGUUUGAUCAUCAACAUUGCUUAUUUAGUCAAAUGCAGAAUACAUGCUGAUGAACGUGCGCAAGGACACGAUGGUCAGAUGUAAGAAACGUGUUACUGUGUAACUUGGCCCAUAAUCAGAACCUCACCACGUAAUCAAUCUACGGUUUACAGCAGGUCAGACUGUUUGUUAAGGGGGGAUUUCAUGAGGAAAGCAUACGUUGGGCCUCUAGAAGGCGAUCCUUGAUGUUGAAAGGAAAACAAGUAGUGUUAAGAUAUCAAAGUAUUUACAAAAUAUUUUGUAUUGACAUCAUGUACAGUUGUGUACUGUCAGCUAUAUUUGGCAAAUUUGAGAAUUCAAAAUAAUAGCAGGACAGUUAGAUUUUAGUUUCUAUGUUUCAAGUUUUGUAUUUAAGUUUCUUUCCUUUUUCGUAAAAGCAGUGUCUACUAUGCAAAUUUGGCAUUGGUUAUCAUGAUAGAAGUCUAUUCCUAGAGCUGUGCUUGUACAGUAAGUGCAUUUUUAUUUUACUAUAAGGGAUGAUCUGAUUAUUGCGGGGUAGUGUUGGUCCAUUUUGCUAUUUCUGGCACGCUUCAUGAAUCUUGCUCAAUCUUGUUGAAUGCUCGCCUCUCUAUCUCCUCUAAUUGUUUUCUGUACAAAGUGUAAGAAAGAAUUUUUAAGACAAUUAAUAAAUUAUAUUUAUAAGCAACGCU
This is a messenger RNA of Gymnodraco acuticeps, 6576 nucleotides long. Its product is annotated as netrin receptor UNC5C-like. NCBI's taxonomy places the organism in Eukaryota, Metazoa, Chordata, Actinopteri, Perciformes, Bathydraconidae. Gene Ontology annotation, biological process: netrin-activated signaling pathway. Gene Ontology annotation, molecular function: protein binding; netrin receptor activity. The record is from RefSeq and is a predicted model, not a curated record. The coding region runs from base 293 to 3157 and encodes 954 amino acids. Gene Ontology annotation, cellular component: membrane. The transcript has 18 exons.